AAUAAAGAAUAAAUGAAACUUGAUAGAUGUAAAAAAUGGAACGUCGACAGAAACAUAUUAGCAUUAUUUAAUACUAGAAAAGAAGCAGAAAAACGUCACUGCUUACCCUAACAAGCCUCCUUAAUUUAUAAACGAAAACACUUUCUUUAAUUUUUUUUUUUUUGUCACUUUCUUUAUGUUACCGUCUUUUUUAAUCAGAUAAUUUUUCCAACUUUACAACGAAUCACUGACUGAAACUCAGACAAAAUCCCAGCGAGCACAAAAUCAGACAAGAUCAGAUCCUGCUGACUCAUCACCAUCACCAUCACCAUCAUCAUCACUACUAGCUGGAAAAAUCUUUGUAUAAAAUAAGUAAACUUAAAGAAAACUACAGGUUUCUUACAUGGCCGAUUUUCAGGAGAAGAAGAGAAAGCGUCGUAAAGAGGUGAGAGUAGUUAGUAAUGAAGAAAACUUGGAGAAGAUAAUGCACAGAGAAGUUGAGAAACAAAGGAGACAAGAAAUGGCUUCUCUUUACGCGUCUCUUCGCUCUCUUCUCCCUCUUGAGUUCAUCCAGGGAAAGCGUUCUACCUCAGAUCAGUUGAACGAGGCGGUGAAUUACAUAAAUUAUCUUCAGAGGAACAUCAAGGACAUGAGUUCCAAGAGAGAUGAGCUCAUGUUAUUGUCUGGACAAAGCUUUGAGAGUAGAAAUAAACAAAGUAGGAAUGAUAAUUCGAAUCAUGUCGUGAUUCGUCCGUGUUUGGUCGGCGUAGAAAUCGUUUUCAGCGUUCUACAAACGCCGUUGUCAAGCGUGCUGCAUGUGCUUUCUGAACAUGGUCUCUAUGUUCUUAGCUGCUUCUCCUCCAAUGUGAAUGGCAGACUCAUUCACACUUUACAGGCUGAGGUCGACGAUCUGGCUUUAGUGGACUUUGCAGACCUUAAUGUAUACUUACUACGCUUACCCUAAUGAAGUAAACUUCCCUUAGCGAAUUGUUUUAACUUGUCAAACCCAAAACGCUGUAUAUAGCUAGUUUCUUUGUACUUGUACUGUGUAUUUGUAUGUAUCUGUGUGUUUACAGAUUUUGAAAUAGGGAAAUAAAUGUAAUUCCCUAUUUAAAAAGAUUUACGAACACAAAGAUAUCUUGUUGAAAAAUAAGAAAUAUCGGGAUCACACCAUAUUUCAACC
This is a messenger RNA of Brassica napus (rape), 1162 nucleotides long. Its product is annotated as transcription factor bHLH118. Gene Ontology annotation, molecular function: protein dimerization activity; DNA-binding transcription factor activity, RNA polymerase II-specific; RNA polymerase II transcription regulatory region sequence-specific DNA binding. Gene Ontology annotation, cellular component: RNA polymerase II transcription regulator complex. Gene Ontology annotation, biological process: regulation of transcription by RNA polymerase II. Bases 383 to 943 code for a protein of 186 amino acids. The record is from RefSeq and is a predicted model, not a curated record. The transcript has 3 exons. Lineage: Eukaryota; Viridiplantae; Streptophyta; Magnoliopsida; Brassicales; Brassicaceae.